Molecule: messenger RNA, 1962 nt
Organism: Bacidia gigantensis
Lineage: Eukaryota; Fungi; Ascomycota; Lecanoromycetes; Lecanorales; Ramalinaceae
Exons: 2
Coding region: 1-1962 (653 amino acids)
Biological process (GO): endonucleolytic cleavage in ITS1 to separate SSU-rRNA from 5.8S rRNA and LSU-rRNA from tricistronic rRNA transcript (SSU-rRNA, 5.8S rRNA, LSU-rRNA)
Cellular component (GO): nucleolus; 90S preribosome
Source: RefSeq, a predicted model, not a curated record
AUGGCCAAUGAUCCUGAUGGCUCACGACCUUCUAAGCGAGUCAAAGUACUAUGGGAUGAUAGCGACAACGAGAGCUGUGCCCAUGACGCUCCGUUAGAAUCGCACACGGGAUCUCUCAGCUUGUCUGUCAAUGAGCAGUAUGCUAAAAGAUUCGAAUACAACAAGCGAAGAGAAGAACUUCAUAGAUUGCAAGAGAAGUAUGGACAUUCAAGUAACCUCGAAGAAGACGUGAACGCCCACAACGAUGGGGAUGACAAUCAAGGAAGCUCUACACACUCAGAGGAAGAAGAUGAAGAGGAAGACGACGAGGGAAUCCUGGCCUCGAAUGCAUUGGAUAUGAGAAUCAAGGAGACACUGGAGGCAAUCCGGAAAAAAGACCCCCGAGUAUACGAUAAGACUGCUAGGUUCUUCCCGCCUGCGAAUGAGGAAGAUGCAGAAGUUCCUCGUGCUCAGACGCCAAAUCCAAAGCCUUUGUACCUUCGUGACUACCAGCGAGGACAUUUGCUUGCUGGAAAUGAUGAAACCGGUGAAGAAGGUCUGAAUAAUGGGUCAUACUUCCAGCAACAAAAUGACCUCAAGGAUAAUCUCGUAAGGGAAAUACACGGAGUUGCUCAAGAUCAAGAUGAUGCGGACAGUGAAGAAGAAGGUAGUGGAGAAGGUGAUUUUCUUGUCACUAAACCAAAAUCGUACAACCAAACCGCCAAUCUCCAGGGCAUUGACGAUACCGAUAUUAAAAAUGCAGACCAAAACCCGGAGACAUAUUUGUCCAAAUUCAUGUUCACCAGGGCUUGGAUACCAACAAAAAGCUCCCGGUUUCAGCCCUUCGAGUCUGACGAUGAGGAUGAAGAGCGGCGGGCUGAGGAAUAUGAAGAAGCAUACAACCUUCGUUUUGAGGACCCAGACAAGGCCAAUGAAAAGCUUGUAUCGCACGCACGUGAUGUGGUAGCAAAGCAUUCUGUGCGCAAAGAGGAUCUGAAACCACGUAAGAAAGCGCGGGAUGUAGAGCGAAUGAGACGGGAAGCAGUCAACGAGGUCCAAGAGCAAGAGAGGGCCAGGUUGCGAAAGCUCAAAGUCAAUGAGUUGGAAGAGAAGCUACAGAAAAUCAAAGAGGCAGCAGGGGUUUCUGGAAAGUUGCCCAACGAUCAAGAGUGGUCGAGCUUCCUCGAAGAAACGUAUGAUAAUGAACGAUGGGAAUUAGAAAUGCGGAAGCGUUUUGGAGAUCCUUACUAUUCUCAGCAAGAACAUAAUAAUGAGCCAAGUGCCAUUGAGGAAGAAGGCGAUAAGAGAGCAAAAAAGGGACCGAAGAAGCCCAGAUGGGAUGAAGAUAUUGAGAUAGAUGAUCUGAUCCCCAAUUUCAAUGCAGCUGAUGAAGAUACGCAAUUAAUGCUGAAGUCAGCUGUUGAUUCUAAUGAUUCAGAUGAAACGGGUGGUGUGAAGCUGUCUAACAGCGCUGAGCACUCGAACAAUACGCGGGCGACAACAAACAACGAGCAAGGGAAGAGGGAACAGCGCCGCGAACGACGGAAGAUUGAGCAUUUGGUUGACGAACAACUGCAGACGAAGCAUACCCUGUCGAAAUUCGGCGAGAAACAUGCCGGUCGUUUUCGCUAUAGAGACACAUCCCCUUUAGCUUUUGGUCUGACCCCUCAAGACAUUCUAAUGGCGUCUGACAGCCAAUUGAAUCAGUACGUUGGGCUGAAGAAGAUGGCUGCGUUCAGAGAUCCAGGCAAAAAAUCUAAAGACAAGAAGCGCCUUGGUAAGAAAGCUCGACUGCGGCAAUGGAGAAGAGACACCUUUGGAGACGACGAAGGCCCCAAGCAAUCGUUCACGGAUAUUCUCAAUGAUCAACAGAAACAUAUGAGUAUACGGUUGGAAAGGGAGAGCAAGACAGGCACUCUUGAUAUUAGGGAGGGCAAGAGCCGGAGACACCGGAAAGGGACCAAAAGAAAAGGAUUGAACUGA